UGCUUCUUCACAAAUCACUCACUUCCUUAGCUUCUUAUAAUUAAUUGGUAGCUUAAAUCUAUAAAAAUUUAUAAUAUGGCUACCUUUAUUAAACUAUUUGUCACACUCUCUAUGCUUUCUCUCUUAGCUUGUUCUACCAAUGCACAACUUGUUAAUAACUUCUAUGGCAAAACUUGUCCAAGCCUUCAAACCAUUGUUCGUACUGAAAUGACCAAAGCUAUAAAAAAUGAAGCUCGGAUUGGUGCUUCUAUACUUCGUUUGUUCUUCCAUGAUUGCUUCGUCAAUGGAUGCGAUGGAUCAAUCUUAUUGGAUGACACUUCCACGUUCACCGGCGAGAAAAAUGCAGCACCAAACAAAAAUUCAGCUAGGGGUUUUGAAGUGAUUGAUACAAUUAAAACUAGUGUUGAAGCUUCUUGCAAUGCUACCGUAUCUUGUGCUGAUAUUCUUGCACUUGCAACAAGAGAUGGAGUUUUUCUGCUUGGAGGACCAACAUGGGAAGUACCACUAGGAAGAAGAGACGCAAGAACAGCAAGUCAAAGUGCAGCCAACAGCCAAAUCCCAUCACCAUUUUCUGACCUCUCAACACUCACUACAAUGUUUCAAAACAAAGGUCUAACAGCAAGUGAUCUCACUGUCCUUUCUGGUGCACACACCAUAGGACAAGGAGAAUGUCAAUUUUUCCGAACUCGAAUUUACAACGAAACCAACAUUGAAACAACCUUUGCAACUUCAAGAAAAGCAAAUUGUCCUGUUUCUGGUGGUGACACUAAUUUAGCACCUCUUGAUACUCUUACUCCAACUAGUUUUGACAACAAUUACUAUAAAGACCUUGUUGCUAGUAAAGGUCUUUUCCAUUCUGAUCAAGUUCUUUUCAAUAAUGGAUCUCAAGAUAGUUUGGUUAGCACUUAUAGUACCAAUGGUGCUAAGUUUUCUAGUGACUUUGCUCUUGCUAUGAUCAAAUUGAGUAAAAUUAGUCCUCUCACCGGGACUAAUGGAGAGAUUAGAAAGAAUUGUAGGCUUGUUAAUUAAUUGGUCAUGAAUUGGAGGGCAUAAUAGCAAUCGAAUAAAUAUAUUUUGGUGAAGAUUUUUGAGAGAUUGAUUAGUAUAGGGUCUAAGUCAUAAUGGUUGACUAGAUCUUGGAUACUUUGGCAAUUGUAGUAUAUUGUUGUUGCAUUUUUAUUUUGAUAAUUUGAAUGUUUGUAUUUCCACAAAUAGAUGAAAGUUGUUAUCUAUAAGUUGUUUGUUUUACUUUAAGAAAUGAAUGGAUCAAAGUAAUUUUAUGUUA
Molecule: messenger RNA, 1285 nt
Organism: Trifolium pratense (red clover)
Lineage: Eukaryota; Viridiplantae; Streptophyta; Magnoliopsida; Fabales; Fabaceae
Product: peroxidase P7-like
Exons: 3
Coding region: 76-1029 (317 amino acids)
Biological process (GO): response to oxidative stress; hydrogen peroxide catabolic process
Molecular function (GO): heme binding; peroxidase activity
Source: RefSeq, a predicted model, not a curated record